CAGAGCUGCACGCGCCGUCCGGAGUCGCGCGGAUCAUUUUGAAUGUUUUAUUUCACCUGCGGACUUCCGGUUUGAAAAGAGGUUUGAAAACUUUUAAUUUGGCUCAGAUUCUAAUUCUUUGAUUUCGAAAGAACCACCGGAGAGCCGAAGAGGACAGGAUCAGGCCCGCCAGCGGCAGGAGGAUGUCCCGUGCCGAGGAGCGCGAGGAGGCGGACUGCGUGUGUUCCGUCGGGAUGAAGUUAACGUGGGACAUCAAUGACCCCAAGCUGCCACAGGACACGAAGCAGUUUGACCCGUUCCAGGAGUGGACAGACGGUUACGUCCGGUACAUUUACAGCGGGAGCAUGAUUACAUGUCAAAAUAUAUAUGCAAAAGGUGUUCAUGAUCAUCCCAGACCAGAGUCCAAAUCAGAGACUGAAGCCAGAAGGAGUUCAGUAAAGAGACGAGUCAACUCACCUCCAUUCACACCAAAGAGACGACUCAUUGAAACACAGGCUCUUGGCCCUGCGCUCCUCUCCUGCGUUGAACCAACGGAUAGGAUUUCCUUCAUUGAACCAAACUUCCCUCAGCACUACCCAGCAUUCCAAAGCCCAGAACCCUACUACAACCCCCACAAUGCACUGGGAGAGAGCACACCAACACUUCAGAAACCAGCCAAUCCCAGGCUUUAUAUGAGCAGGCCCGGAUAUGACUUCCAAGGAUACCUGACCUCACCUUCAUAUCCUGUGACCUCUGACCUUUGCGACCCUAGAGUGGCCCCAGUCCUGGGUUCCUCGUCGUCCUCGUCUCCAUCGUCAGCUCCUCUCUCCUCCUCCUCCACCUCCUUUGACCCCCAGACAAAGACCCCUUCUGGAUGGAAAGAACUGCUGAAGAACUCUGCCCCCUACAGUGACAACCACCAUUACUACAGCACCGAGUACCCUUGCCGUUAUGCCAGCAACAACCCGGGUUCACCAGCAGCACUGCAGACCAUCAUCACAACGACAACCAAGGUCUCCUAUCAACCGUGUCCGAAGCCUCCUGCUGCCCUCCCUCCUUACCAGUCGUGUCCCAAACCCUCUGUCGGCCUGCCCUCUUACCAGCCCUGCACUCCCUCCAAACCUGCUGGCCUUCCUGGCUGCUCCUCCUUACUAGACGACCCCUCCUCAUCCUCGUAUUCCACCGAGGUGAAGGUGACAGAAGAGUCGGGUGGAGUCAUCAAGUCUCUAUCUUUCCAGCCUGAGCCUCUUCAGACCAAAACUGAACGGGCUGACGGCUAUGACUACCGCUACUCGUACCCCAACACGUACCGCUACGACGACUACUGAGGGAGCAAUACAUCCAUCACUGUUACCACUGCCGCUACUACUGCAGGUACUGCUGCUGCCAACAGAGAUGGCAACAUCCCACUAACUAGAGGCAAACUUCCUAUGACUGCUAGUAUCACUGGACCAUUCAGGUACCAAGAGGAUCAGUCUGAAUCCAGGUUUUGUUCCCUGAGAGACUUUCUGGAAAAAUUCACUUAUCAAACGAUGAUCUUUUUCACGUCGGACGUCAGAGAAUCACCUCUGGAGACGUUCAGGGGAGGAACUGCGAAUACAGCACUCAGGCAAAUGGGAAUAUUUGCAACCAGUAUCCUGUUACUGGGCUGGUGUUCCUGGAGCUCACCCUCUAGGUGCUUCUCACAAAAGAAAAACAGCAUAAAUCAUUAAAAUACUGUGUAUAUUAUUUAUUAUCUUUCAACUUUCUGAUAUUUCCUGAAACAGGCUGACACGCUGAUUACUUGGUAAUCUCCAAAAUCUAGUCAAGGCACAACAAACUGUACAGCAUAUUUGAGCUGAAGGUUUUGUGUUUUCACCACAAAACACACGUUCGUAUUUCGAUGGAUAGUCUUCAUAUCAACUUUGGCCAAAGUUUCAAAUAACGGAGCCUAACAGUCUAAAGCUAAGCUCACUGCUCUGAACACUUGGUUUACUGCUGGGUUUUUUACACUCUGUAUCUGUAAGUAUCAUUAAAUAUCAUAUGACAUCACAUUGAUGUCACAGAGAUAGUCAUAGAUUGUAUCACCUAUAUAGAUCCCAUCUCAUCUAUGUAAGAUAUAGAGUCACAGAAUUAAACUGAGGAGUUGGCAGUGAGCACAGGAAGUCAUCACGUCAGAAUGAGAACAUUUGGCUCCAUCAGCAGACUGAGAUUCAUUACUGAAUAACCAGCGCACACGUCGCACUGUUUGUUGGACUGGAUUUCCUUUAUUUCAAAACUCAUUUAAUCAUGUUUCAUAUUUUUAAGAACAUUUUAUUAGUUUCACUGGAACAAAUUUCUGUGAGCAUCUGAAAACAGAGGGCUGCAACAAAGGGGCGACGUCAAAGAUCAAAACUGAACUAUAAGUGUCUCUGUGUGCCGAGGAAGACCCUGAGAUGUGACUGAAAGCAGAGCUGGAUCCAAACAUACGUAUAUCCAUAAAUAAAGUAGAACUAAAAAGUCUGAAAAGACUUUCACUUGAGGUUUUUCAUGUGAGAGACUUUUAAACACUCUGCAAUCAGAAAUCAUAAUGACCUGGAUGCACUUGGAGUAUUUAUUCUAUCUGUUAAAGCCACUGCCUUUUCCUGAACCUGGAAGAACAAACAACGUUUGACUGAGGAGAUCUGAACCUGUUGAAGUGACACAUUAA
Molecule: messenger RNA, 2647 nt
Organism: Neolamprologus brichardi
Lineage: Eukaryota; Metazoa; Chordata; Actinopteri; Cichliformes; Cichlidae
Source: RefSeq, a predicted model, not a curated record